This is a messenger RNA of Dreissena polymorpha, 11755 nucleotides long. Its product is annotated as chromodomain-helicase-DNA-binding protein 8-like. The transcript is spliced from 44 exons. Gene Ontology annotation, molecular function: protein binding; ATP binding; ATP-dependent chromatin remodeler activity. NCBI's taxonomy places the organism in Eukaryota, Metazoa, Mollusca, Bivalvia, Myida, Dreissenidae. The record is from RefSeq and is a predicted model, not a curated record. The coding region runs from base 223 to 10206 and encodes 3327 amino acids.
AUAAAACUGCCUUCAGAGUUUGGCUUCUUAUUUUACGGCGUCCAAUCAGAAAUGAGCUUUCAUCUUUAGUUAUUGACGAUACAUGAUGUUGAGAAUUAGCGGUGUGAUCUACAAAGUCAUUCUUUGAAAUUUGGUAAAUUAAUCAACAAUUUUUGCAGGACAAGGUGUUCUGCUUAAAGAAUGGCCAAUAAGUGUGUCUAGCUGAAAGCAGAGUUACAUUAAAUGAUGGCAGACAAUUUAGAUGGAUUGUUUGACUCAGACCCGGGCUUCUUGGAAGAGCUUGCUAGUGGAACAGAUGAUGCAACUCAGUCGAUGCAGCCUGGUCAUGGUCAAAUGGGCGGCAUGAUGCAGCAGGGUCAUCCAGUACCAGGCUAUAACAUGGGCGCCAUGAAACCUGGCAGUGGCUUCCCCAACAUGCAGUAUCAGCAGCAACAGCAGCAGCCAUCGUACCCUCCACAGCAGAACUUCAGCAGUCAGUACAGCAAUCAGCAGAUGUACAGCCAGAAUAUGACAACUAGUCAGCCACAGGGCCAGAUGAACCAGAUGAUGGGCACACAGUUUGGGGGACAGCAGCCCAUGCACCAAGGUCACGGCAUGUACCCAUACAAUGGUACCAGUGCGGGACAGGCAGGGCCUCGGUUACCUAACCCUGGCCAGCAGGGAAUGGGUCAGAUGCAGAGCUGGAAUCAGAAUCCAGCAAUGUUCAACCAACAAGCGCAGCAGCAGCAGCAACAACAAUAUCUACCUCAACACGAGUAUUCCAUUCCGAAUUCCAAAAAUCAGAUGACUCAUAUGCAACCUCAGCAACAACAGCAGUUCCCUUCAACCCAGAGCCAGCCUAAUUCAGGCAUGUACAUGCAGAGAAUGGCAUCGCCAGGGCCAAUGAAUAGUAUGCCUGCCAGCCAGCCUGGGAUGCAGCAACCUAUGUAUCAGCAGCAGCGAAUGGGAGGAUCUCAGAACUACACUAAUGUAAACAUGGCUAAUUCGAACGUUGCCAAUACUGGAGGCAUGAUGAUGUCAUCCAAUCAACAACCGUAUAUACAACAGCAGCAUCAGCAGCCAAACUCCCAACAUCAGUUCCAACAGCAGUUCCCCUACCAGUCUCCCCAGCAGAUGCAGCAAGGCAACAUGGGAGAUUCUAACAUGGCCGCCCAGCAGAUGCCUCAGCAUGGUGCGAUGUACCCAAUGGGGAAUACAGUGCAGGCAAACAUGCCACCUAGGCAGAGGAUGCCUUUCAAUAACAUGGCCAAUAUGAACAAUGUUUCUCAGCCGAGAGCCAAUGUGCCAAUGCUUUCCCCCCGCCCAACCCCUCCGCCCGUUUCCCCAGGAAUGCUGUCUCCCACAGGGUCUGUCUCAUCUCUCCAAGGCAACUACAGCCAAAUCGAUGUUUCACCGAACCAACAGACUCCUCAGAUGCAGCCACUACCAGCUCCUAAGCCCAACAAAAAAGGUGAGAAAGCAAGCAAAGCAAAAGCAAGUAAAUCUAAGAAAGCAAAAGCUAAUGGGCCCCUGCCACAGCAAGGCAGCCCAGUGAAAAAUGUCCUUUCCCCUUCCGCUCCUGUAACAUCACCGACAAACGCUAAUGCUGAGAUGCAAAAUUUAAACCAGCAGAUUCAGCAACUGUACAGCAUGCCUCAGACACCAAACACACAGCAGAAAAUUGCAGAGCUUCAAGAGAAACUGCAGGCGUUGAAAUCUCAGCAGAUGCAGACUUCUCCUAGACCAGGUCAACAACAACAGCCAUUUCCUAGCAACCCAGCAGCAGGAAGUAUGCAGGGAUUAACCCUGCAAUCCCUUGAUCAACAGCCACAGUUACAGCAGAAUCUCUCCCCGACCAAGUCAGCCCAGCCCCAGUCACACUUGCAGCCGGGGAUGCAGAUGGGUUACUCGCAGGCCCAGAGUCUGACCAGCCCGCAGAUGUCUGGGCUCUCCCCUGGGGCUCAGCCGAUGCCCAUGGGUCAAGGCAACAUCCAUCAAGGUGGAGCGGCCCAGCUAAGGCCCAGCACACCUUUGCACCAAGGGCAGAUGGUCAUGCAGUCCAACUCUAACAACCAGGCUGGGGCUGCUCAGAAUAUUCUUAUCAUUCGUCCACAGUCUCAGCAACAGCAGCAGGGGGUGAUGAGAAUGCCCAGUAGCCAGCAGCACGGGGGUCCCCUGACCCACCCUGGGGCUCCAAACAUGCCCACCCUCACGUCUCUACCUCAGCCAGUGCUGAACGGCUCGGUGCAGGCUCCUCAACAGAUCAUCAUACGACAGGGCCAGCCAGGAAACCAGCCUCUCAUUAUACAGGGGUCAGGUCCAUUCCCCUGUGAACCAGACUCAACCAGUGAAACCUCAGCACAGCAGGAGAAGGCAAAUAAGAUCUGUGCUGAAGCCAUUGCGAGGGCUCAGAUGUCUGGCUCAAGUCUACCACAUGUGCUCCAACCACCAGAAUUGCCAGCAUCAUUAGGUGAGCUGGAUGGAAUGGAUGAAAAUACAGUAGAGAAGCCUAAAAAGAAAAGAAAAUACACACCAAGAAAGGAAAGAACACCAAAGGAACCAAAGGAGCCAAAGGAACCCAAAGAGAAAAAGAAGAAAAAAUCAAAGAAAGAGACAAAGUCCCCAAAAGCUGAAAAAGUGAAAGAACAGCCUGAAAUGGCAGAGGACAUUAAUGAAAUCAUGAGUAUGUCAGCUGUGGACAGCUUUACAACCAUGGCAACGGAGGAUGAUGAGGGGUCAAAACUUGAAAUUGACACAAGUGUAGCAGAAGAGAAAGAGAAAAAACCAAAGAAGAAAAAGAAAAAAGCAGAGGAUACUCCAAAAUCAGAAAAGAAAAAGCCAAAGAAACCACCAGCAACAUUUAUUAAGAGCAAGAAACGGAAGAGACAUGGUUCUUCUGAUGGGUCGGAUGUUGAAUUGAAGAUUACCCCACCACCCUCUCCAGAGAAUGAUGAUUUCAAGAGGCGGUCUGGAAGAAACGUGAAACGUAAGAAAUACAUGGAUGAUGUAGACUUGAACCUGUCAGAUGAGGACACUCUUGAUGUUGUCGGGGGCAGCAACACUGAGGGAGCCGUGGUAAAACCGGUACUGUUUGUGGAGAAUCCAACAGAAGAAGAUUCUAUAGUUGUAGACAAGAUACUUGGCUGCAGGGUUCGCAAGCCUGACCCUGAUGAAGAGGACCAAGAGGAGGUGGAAGAAUUCUUUGUGAAGUACAAGAACUUCUCCUACUUGCAUUGUGAAUGGCGAACAGAGGCUGAAAUUAAGGACAAGAGAAUACAGGGGAAAAUUAAGCGUUUUAAACAAAAGAGACAGCAUGUGGUCGACAUCUAUGAUGAGGAAGAAGAGUUGUUCAACCCAGACUAUGUCGAAGUGGACCGCGUCCUGGAGGAGUCUAAGACCAUCGACCCCAACACGGAGGAAGAGGUUACACACUACCUGGUCAAGUGGCGCUCACUGCCUUACGAAGACUCGACAUGGGAGCUACAGCAGGACGUGGACCCUGAGAAAGUGAAGAUCUUCAAGCGAGUCACCACACUGCCGCCGGAUGAUGAACGAGAGCACAAAGCUCGUCCCAAGCCAUCCGAUUGGGUUGAGUUGAAGGAAUGCCACGCAUACAAGAAUGGGAACCAGCUCCGAGAAUAUCAGCUGGAGGGAGUCAACUGGCUCACUUUCAAUUGGUAUAAAAAACAAAAUUGUAUCCUUGCUGAUGAGAUGGGCCUGGGAAAGACCAUCCAGAGUAUCACAUUCCUGCAGGAGAUGUACAACUAUGGGAUACAUGGCCCCUUCCUGGUGGUGGCGCCCCUCUCCACCAUUGCCAACUGGCAGAGGGAGUUCGAGACAUGGACCGAUAUCAACGCUAUUACAUAUCAUGGAACUUCGCCAAGUCGCUACAUGCUGCAAGAGUAUGAGAUGUAUUACCGUGACGAAGAGGGGAACAAGAUUGCAGACUACUACAAGUUCCACGCCAUCAUCACCACAUACGAAAUCAUCCUGUCUGAUUUGGAGCUCCUCCGUUCCAUUGACUGGCGAUGCAUCAUCAUCGACGAGGCCCAUAGACUAAAGAACAAGAACUGCAGCUUGAUCAAAUGUCUUCGGAUUUUUGAUUUUGAGCACAAAGUAUUGUUGUCAGGAACCCCUCUUCAAAACAAUGUAGAAGAAUUGUUCAGCUUGCUUAAUUUCCUCGAGCCAAGCCAAUUUUCAAACUCCAACAUAUUCCUUGCCGAGUUUGGAAACCUCCGAACUGAAGAACAAGUGGAGAAACUCAAGGCCAUACUCAAGCCAAUGAUGUUACGUCGACUUAAAGAAGACGUUGAAAAGAACUUGGCAGCAAAGGAAGAGACAAUUAUCGAAGUGGAGUUGACAAACAUUCAGAAGAAGUAUUACCGUGCAAUAUUGGAGAAAAACUUCUCGUACCUGUGUAAGGGUGCUAACUCUACCAACGUUCCCAGUCUGUUGAACACCAUGAUGGAGCUCAGGAAGUGCUGUAAUCAUCCAUAUCUCUUAAAUGGUGCUGAAGAGAACAUAUUGUCAGAACUGCGAGAGAAGGAGGGUCGGGAACCCGAGCAUAUCGGAGCCCUCGUCCAGGCCUCGGGAAAGUUUGUGCUACUUGACAAGUUGUUGCCCCGCCUCAAACAGGGAGGCCAUCGCAUACUGAUCUUCUCACAGAUGAUACGAGUGCUUGACAUCAUUGAAGACUACCUUAUACAUAAAAAAUACCUGUAUGAGCGUUUGGAUGGCCGUAUCCGUGGUAACCUCCGGCAGGAAGCCAUCGACAGGUACUCUAAACCAGACAGUGACAAGUUUGUGUUCCUGAUCUGCACGAAGGCAGGCGGCUUGGGCAUCAACCUCACUGCUGCAGACACGGUCAUCAUCUACGACUCAGACUGGAAUCCACAAAAUGACCUCCAGGCUCAAGCCCGAUGUCACCGUAUUGGUCAAAGCAAGAUGGUGAAGGUGUACAGGCUGAUCACACGUAACUCGUACGAACGUGAGAUGUUCAACAGGGCCAGCAUGAAACUGGGUCUUGACAAGGCCGUCCUCCAGUCCAUGGGCGGUGACAAGCUGAAUCCGCAACAGCAGCUGACUAAACGCGAGAUAGAAGAUCUGCUGCGUAAGGGCGCGUACGGGGCACUCAUGGAGGACGACAAUGCGGGUGACAAGUUCUGUGAAGAGGACAUAGAGCAGAUACUCGCAGGUCGCACCCAGGUCAUACAGAUUGAAAGCGAGGGAAAAGGAUCCACUUUCUCAAAGGCCAGUUUCUCGGCAUCGAAUAACAGAGACGACAUAGACAUCAACGACCCGGAGUUCUGGCAGAAGUGGGCCAAGAAGGCAGAUGUUGAUGUAGAUUCUCUGGAAACGAGAGAAUUGAUAGUAGACGAGCCUCGUGUGAGGAAGCGUACAACGAGAUACGGCAACAAUGACAGCAUGGCUGAGAUUUCUGACCUGGGCUCGGAUAGUGAAACAGAAAAUGAAGACGAAGACAGUAAGAAAGCAGGUGGAAGAAAGACCCGGCGAGGUCGUCGUGGGGAUGAUGAUGACACAGACUUUGAAAAAGAGAGACGCCGGGCAAAAAUAUCUGGGGGUGGUUAUGGGCGGUCUGAACUCUUCAAAGUGGAGAAGGGACUAUUGCAUUACGGAUGGGGUCGUUGGAAAGAUAUUCUUGGUCAUUCCCGAUUUAAGCGUCCAAUGGAUGAAAAAGAUGUGGAGAAUGUUGCAAAGGCUAUUCUCCUGUAUGGCUUACAGUAUUAUAAAGGCGACGAGCGCAUCAAGAAUUUCAUCUCUGAUAUGAUAUCCUCCGAAAAGGACGGGGGUCUUAAGAACCACUCUGGGUUAUCCGCCCCUGUCCCGCGGGGUCGUAAGGGCAAGAAGGCCAAAGACCAAGAGACGCACUUCGAUGCUAACGAGGAAAUUGAGAAGGCGGGAAUUAAGAUGGACCGGGACAUUGUGUUCAACAAGAACGCUUACAAGAGACAUAUCCAUAGACAUUCCAACAAGGUGUUACUGAGAGUGCGUACUUUGUACUACCUGAAACAUGAACUACUAGGAGAUGUUGUGGAUCAGAUUGACCAAGGAAUGCAUGUCAAGGACAUCAAUCUGCCGGCCCCUGUAGCGGACAAUGAGCCCCCUGCGUACUGGUGGGAUGAGCUAGCAGACAAGUCCCUGCUGGUGGGCACAUACAAGCACGGCUAUGAGAAGUACAGCCUCAUGAGGCAGGACCCCAUGCUCGUAUUCCUGGAACGCUGUGGGCCACCGGAUGGGGCCGCACUAGCUGCCGAGAUGAAAGACGAUGAUGAAGGAGACGACAUGGACGAAAACAGCAUGAUGAAGGACGAUGAUGAAGAAAAAGAUGAAGAUGACUCGAUGGCCUGUGAACGUGACACCCCUGCCACCCCGCGCCGUGGGGCCUCUUCUGCUGCGAUGGUUUCCACGGCUCCCAAACCAGAGGGCGAGGAGGGUGAUGAUGACAAGCUGCCUUUCCCGACCCCAUCUGAGAUGAACACGCGGCUGCGUAGGAUCAUCACCACGUACCAGAGGGACUUUAAGAAGCAGCAGAUCAAGCAACAACAGCAGGCCAAGAAAAUGGAGAAGCGAGAGAAACUGGAUGCAGUUUUCCGAGAAAGGGAGGCCCGCCGAAGGGAAACACAGAUGAAAUGGACCAGAAGAGAGGAGACGGACUUCUAUCGUGUUGUCUCCACGUACGGUAUUGAGUUUGACCGACACAAGGGCCGAUACAUCUGGGACAAGUUCCGUAUUAUGGCCAAACUUGAGAAGAAAACAGAUGAGCAACUGACCGAGUAUUUCAUAUCAUUCUACCACAUGUGUCUGCGAGUCUGCAGAAAGAUCAAAGAAGAAGCCUAUCCACCGACCCCAGUGUACAUCGAACAGAUCACAGAGGAACGAGCCAAUCGCUGCAUCGCAAGGAUCGAUCUGCUGAGCAAGAUCCGUGAGGAGAUCGUGGUCCACCCAAAGAUGGAGCAUCGCAUUAAGAACUGCCAGAAGUCUCUCGACCUGCCCGCCUGGUGGCUCAGUGGCAAACAUGAUCGCGAGCUGCUCAUUGGCGCUGCCAAGCAUGGUUUGGCACGUACGGAGUACUAUAUUAUGAAUGAUCCAGCAUUGUCAUUCCUGGACCAUAUCAAAGCCUACCUGAAGACUGUCUCUGCCUCACCCAUACCCUUUGGAAAAGAAGAAGAAAAGAAAGAAAACAGUGUAACUAUGGAUGAAGAAACCGAUAAAAAAGAGGAUAAAGUAAAGCAAGAGGAUGUUAAAUCUGAAAAUAAGGUUAAGGACGAAACUGAUAAGGAUGACGAAAUGAAGGCAAAAGAUGAGAUUAAAGAUGAGGAAAAUCCAAACAAACCGAUGGAAAAUGAUAAACAGAACUCAAAGGAAACAAAGGUGGAGAAAGAUAAUAUUAGCCGUAAGAAAGAAAAUGAAAGUGACAGUAAGAAUUCUGAAGGAGAAACACCUGUUAAGUCUGAAGUUAAUGAUAGUGAUGAGAAAGAAAUAAAAUCAGAUGUGAAGUUGGAAAAAACAGAAGAAAAGUGUGAUGGUGAGGACACAGAUGUUGAUGAGAAUUCUGUUGACUUUAAGAAAGAGAAAGAGGAAGUCAAAAACAAAACUGAGGAAACAAAAGAGAAGAAAAACACACCAGUCAAGCAAGAUCCUGAUUCUAAGUUAGGAGAAACAAGUGCUAAGGAUGAAGUCAAGGAUGAUCCUGACGAGGAGGUGCGUAUGACAAUGGACGGAGAGGAAUCUGAGGCAGACCUCCUGAAUAGCGUCUCCCAGACCCUGCUGGCACAAUGGCCUAAGGAUCGCAUUGUGUUUCACCGUCUGGAGCAGAUCUGCUACUGCGUGGAGACAGGCGACUGGCCGUUCCCUCCAAAGAUGAAGAAUGCCCACAUCCUGGGUAUCGACUCUUCAGGCAGUACCCCCACCCGCUCACUGACCCCAGUGACCCCUAAACUGGAGGAGGAAGGCAGACCUGGCAGCGUGGAUCGGGCAUCAGAACGCUCCCUGGACAGGCCCAAGAAAGAACGGGACUUUGAGGUGCAAAAGAAUGAGGGAGAGAAUUUGAAGAUGACAUUCCUCAAGAAAGAAAAGAACAGGAGAUCUAUGGAGUCAACUGAUGCAGAAAAAGUGGCCCGUAUCCAGGCGAUUCUGGCGCAGAGCAAGGCUGUGUCACAGGCCGCCUCCAGCGACGACAGCCAGCAGGAGAGCCUUGUAUCGUCUGCGUCUGCAUCUCAGGUAUCGUGGACCCCCUGGCUCACGUCCACUCCUACCCCCCCUCCACCACCACCAACCUUGUCUUCAGUACACGGUCUUCACUUCCCUCAGUUCCAGAACUGCAACGACUUUCUUGGUGGAGGAGACAGUCCAUUCUUGAAUGGCAGCCAUCUAACUGAGGAAGAAAUGAUGAUGAACCGACACUUGUUGGAGCAGGGCUUGCUGUACCAAAGAUCUGGUCGCCGGGGUCGCAAGCGCAAGGAGGAGAAACUUGCAGAGAUUGCCAUGGCUGAGGCCCUGGCGCGCAGACAGACUGCCCGCGCACUGGCUGGCUUUGACAGUGAUUCCCGGGUGCCAGUGAUCAACCUGGAGGACGGUUCCAGGCUGUCCGGGGAUGACGCUCCAUUGAAGCGGAACCUUGAGUCGUGGAUGGAGAAGCAUCCUGGAUACAUGGUGGACAGUCGGGGGGAGGAGCUGGAAGAAGGAGAAAUUUUAUCCUCCGAAUUCGGGGAGCGAAGGAAAGGACGCAAACCAAAGUUUGACCCUGCAUUCCUUGAAGUUGAAAAGCUUACGGGCGAGGAGAAUGUUUCUGUUAUUAACCGUCUUACUGGCAAGAAGAUAACUGGAGCUAAGGCCCCUCCACUUCGCUUCCUAGCUGAGUGGUUGGAACAGAACCCCAUGUGGGAUGUGGACCCCAAAUGGGCAGAUCUAGUCAGGGCAAAGGGCUCCCUGCCAAAGCAGCUGCUACCUCGCAUAGUGACGCCAUCCCGUCGUGGACGCAGACCCAGGGACAGCCCUCUCCCUCAUUCCAUGAUGGGCCUUUCAGACCCCCACCAGGCGGCCGCCCUAGCUGCAUCCAUGGAGGCGGCCCAGCUUGCCCAGCUCAUGGCUGCCGGCUUUGGCAAGAUGCCAAUGCCGUUUGGCUCGAUUCCUGGUCUUGGCCUCAACCCGAUGCUAGGACUUUCCCCCUUUGGUUUUGGUCUGCCUGGUGCAGGAUCGCCUGUGUCUGAAUCACCCUCUUUGUCUAAGUCUGACUUGUCGAAACAGAAAGAGUCCUCAAGGGCCUCUGGUAGCAAAGAUGACAAAGAGAAGUCGAAAGAAGAAGAUAAAAGUGCUAGCCCUCAUCCGUCAUUCCAGAUGAUGUUCAAUCCUUUGUUGUACAACCCUGCCCUCCUUGCGGCCCAUGGUCUCAACUUCCCCCUGCCAACUAGUCUAGCGGGCCUGGACCCCAGCCUUCUAAAUGGCCACAGCCCGGGAGGCAAGGAGGAAACGAGAUCCAGUGGCAGUGGCCAUCAUAGUGGCCAUAAGCCUCGCAACAAGUCUGGUCAUGGGGAUCAAAAUAUCGCCGAAGAUCUCAGCAUUAAGAGCAAAAGCAAACCUCUGAUGGAAAACACCACUGAGGCUCACAGAAGCAGUAAGCCGAAAAUCAGUAGAGACGUCAGCUUUGACAAUGACGAUAUGCCUUGUGAUCUCUCUAUGAAGCCAAAAUCGAAAGAGGACAAGUCAAAGCAAAAGAUCUGUAAUUCCGAUAAACUGAGUCGCAUUGUGGACACUCUGAAAUUCAGGGUGAAUAAAAUGGACGAAACGUCUUCCAAGGUGUCAGAUGAUGAGAUGAAAAAGAGUAGCCUUGACAUGGCUCUUAACUUGAAAAGCAAACACCAGGACUCGCAUAAAGAAAGGGAGGAAGGGAGAUCAAGCUCUUCCUCUAAGAAGGAUGUUCUGAAUUCAUCACCUCACAAAUCAUCAUCAUCAUCAUCGGGGCAUUCAAAUCAUACCUCAAAGGAGCCUGUGCCAAGAAUCGUUCAAGAGUUGCUGGCUGCAAAACAGCAGCGAGAGGAAGAAGAAAGAUUGGCAAUCGAAGAACGCUUAGCAAUCGAAGAACGAUUGGCUGCUAAGAAACAGAUGAAAUUAUUAAAGGCCUCUGCUGCAGCUUCUCUUAGUGCAAAGGAGAAAAAUGGUGAAGCAGAGGAUUCAGAGGUGUCAGAUAGGGGAGGCGUGAAGAGUUAAUAGAUUCAGAUGUGUCAUAGAGGGAACGGUCUAAGAGUUAAUGGAUACGGAGAUGUCUGAAACGGGGAGGGUCUAACAUUUAAUGGAUUCAGAUGUGUCUGAAAGGGGGGAGGGGCUAAGAGUUCAUGGAUUCAUGGGAGUCUGGGACGGGGGAGAGGCUAACAGAUAACGGUGGAUUCCGUGUGGUCAGUAUUGAGUUGAAACUGUGAACCUGUGGUUAGGUCUUGGAACUGCUUAUAUUUUGUAAAAUGUGUUCGAUUUGGACUGCUGUUGGUUGUGAAGAUUUUUGUACAUGAUAGAUAUAAAUGUGAAUAUUUAUUGGAGCAAGUUGGGCGUGAAUGAGUUGUACAUUGUGAUGUGACUUGGGUGUCAAAGGCCCUGCACACUUGGAAUGUGCAUGCAAUUUGGUCAUGUGUGCUGUUGCUGCUGAAUUCUGUGUAAAAUUGCAUUCACAAUUCCUGUGUGUGGGCCUCGACACAUUGUGGAACAUUUGGUUGUAUGUAACCUGUGUUGUAUGCAUGUUCACUGUAGAUCUGUUUCUUUUUUGUCCGUCAUUACCACAGAAAUACACUUGUAAAUACAGGAGUGCAGUACUGGUCAGUUUCAUUAUGAUAUUAUUCUCUGUUGUUAUCAGAGUGCUUGCACUGAUCAUCAGGUUUUAAAUUAUUUUUUUUUGGUUUAGGUUGCCCUAGUCAGCUUGUCAUGAAGAAUCAUCAGCUUUCUUAAACAAACGUGAAUCUUUAUUCAUUAAACCUAAUUGAGCAUGAAUGCAUUUUAUUUAUAAUGAGACGUUCAGUAUUAAUGAUUUUAUUUGCAGAAAUAAAUUGUUCAGUUUUUGUAUAUCAGUUGAAAGUAUGCCUUGAAAUUCAAUAAAACAUUUGCAUGCAAGAGUAGGUAUAUUUUUCUUGUUUGUGAAUACUAAAGAACUAGCUGAUGAUAAUAUCACUGUCAAGAUAUUUUCCAAAGAAUAUACUCCAGUUAUUAUUACCAAAUAACCUAUUCACCUUAAAAUCAUGGAAAAAAACUUGAUACAUUCGUUCAGUGUUUUUAGUAUUUUUAUUUAUUUGCUUGAUUAAUUAAAUUUUGAAGAUGUGGUUCUGUACUUGAAAAGCCCAAUAAAUUCCAGAUGAAAGACAACAAAAUGUUUAAAUUGUAUGAAACUUGCUGCUCAGGGAAGUUAAUAGUAUAUGUAGCAUGUAUUUAUGAUGUUGUGAUGAACAUUGUAAAAUAAAUGUAUUUUCUUAGAAGCCAAAUAUAUUAUUCUUUUAAAAAUCUUACGUAAAAGUUUUUGUUUUUAAAUUAUUUUCAAUGAGAUAACAAAUCAAUUACACGAUUUAAUUUUUAAUUUCUUUGAUAAAAUUGUACAUUUUUGACAAGUGAUUUUCUUAGGAAAACAAGGCGAAUAAAAAAAGUAGUAAGAUUUAAUGAGAUGUAGUAGUACUUACUUUUCAUUUAUUUGAGUAUUUUUGCUUUUUCUAUGAACAUUUUUUUUCACAGUGUUUGUAGAAAUAAAUGAACAUAAUUUAAAUAAUAAAAUAGAAAUGUGAUA